Messenger RNA from Drosophila teissieri, 1262 nucleotides. Its product is annotated as proline-rich extensin-like protein EPR1. The transcript has 2 exons. Gene Ontology annotation, cellular component: RNA polymerase II transcription regulator complex. Gene Ontology annotation, biological process: positive regulation of transcription by RNA polymerase II. The record is from RefSeq and is a predicted model, not a curated record. NCBI's taxonomy places the organism in Eukaryota, Metazoa, Arthropoda, Insecta, Diptera, Drosophilidae. Bases 284 to 1144 code for a protein of 286 amino acids. Gene Ontology annotation, molecular function: transcription coactivator activity.
AAAUAAAAACGUCCAACACCUGCCUCUGGGUUAAUGAUAACUGCUUUGCUCUCUUCAUAACUGGCUACCUUUCUUUGGCUAGAAGAAGCACCAUGCCCUCACCAAAGACACGAAGACGGGUAUCCAGCAAUAUUUCUGGCCCAGACCAAGUUUAGCCUGGCUUUUGGUAUAAAAGUGCGGGCCCAUCUGCAGUUGGACAUCAUUCAGCUUGAGCGUCUUGCGACAAGAGCUUGCCAAAGCAAAUCCAACGAACUUUAAAAGCCCAACCAACAAAUCAACAACAAUGAAACUCUUCGUCUUUGCUGUGUGCGCCAUUGCCUUGGCCUCCGCCGACGUUUCCCACCUUAACCUGGGCAGUGGUUACAGCUACAACAAGCCCACGCCGACCUUCAACAUCCCCUCAGCCCCAGCUCCGGCUUAUCUGCCACCCGUCCAGGAGGUGAUAUCCGCGCCUGCUCCAGCUCCUGUGUACUCUGCUCCUGUUUACUCCGCCCCAGCCCCAGCACCAGUUUACUCCGCUCCGGCACCCGCGCCUGUUUCGGAGUACCUGCCUCCUGUUCAGGACAUACCAGCUCCCGUACCUGUUUACUCUCCUCCUGCGCCAGCUCCGGUCUACUCUGCUCCUGCGCCAGCUCCAGUCUACUCUGCUCCUGCGCCAGCUCCAGUCUACUCUGUUCCUGCGCCAGCUUCUGAGUACUUGCCUCCAGUCCAGGAUAUUCCGGCUCCGGCUCCUGUUUACUCCGCUCCUGCGCCUGCUCCUGUUUACUCGGCUCCAGCCCCAGCACCGGUGUACUCCGCUCCCGCACCCGCACCCGUUUCAGAGUACCUGCCUCCUGUUCAAGACAUCCCGGCUGCCGUACCUGCUUAUUCAGCACCUGCGCCAGCUCCAGUCUACUCUGCUCCUGCGCCAGCUCCGGCCUACUCUGCUCCUGCUCCUGAGUACUUGCCUCCAGUCCAGGACAUUCCGGCUCCGGCGCCCGCUCCGGUUUACUCUGCUCCUGCACCCGCUCCAGUUUACUCUGCUCCUGCACCAGCUCCAGUUUACUCUGCUCCUGCGCCCGCACCAGUUUACUCUGCCCCAGCUCCAGCUCCUGUGGAGUCGGGCUACCAGUACAACGUGCCUGCCAAGCGUUUCCGCUUCUAAAUGGACAUCAGGUUUAUCCCAAAGAGCACCACAGCCAUUUGCGUGGUGACAGCUUGUUAAAUUAACAAGUGCGUCGCCCAUUGUUGUUGAAUAUUUGUUGUUACGCAAAGUUCCCGUU